GUAAUCAUCUCAGCAUGCAUCCCAAGAACCGAGGCCAAGUAUCCCAGUUUUAUCUUCCCUCCAAAAGUCAAUCUACACCCUAGGGACUGCGCCGCACUAACAUGCAUUUUCAUUUUCGUGCUGAGCACUGAAGUGAAAAAAAACCCAAGGGUCUUCCGAGAAAUGGUGUCUUGUGGAAAGGCAGGCAAGCCCGAUAACUCAAGUAACCUAGGUGUAAAUGCCACAAAAUCACUCAAUGGCUCAUUGAGUAGAUAUGUAAUUCUGUGGCAUUUACCUAGAUUGGAUUUUCGAACUGGGAUCUGUGCGUUGAAUGUGGUGGGAUUCUUUUCCUUGCUUUUCUCGUAGGCGCGAAUUUCCGCAGGGGCGGAAGGGCGGGCGGCUGGUUGAGCUGAGCUGUGUGGAGGCGAUUGGGGGGGGGUGAUGGUCGGGCUUCUAGCGGGAUUCUAGAAAAUGAUCGACCGACGACUUUCUGGACGACAGGUCGUUCUGAUUCUGCGUCCUCGUUGGUUUACAGAGCAGAGUGAUCAAAGAUGUUAUUUACUCCAGGUAAAGUGUAUACCAAGAUCCAUGUAAAUAUUUUGCAGAGUUUUAAAUUACCUGCAAGCCAGACCGUGGAAACAUUUGAGCAUUUGGAAUGUACCCGUGUCGUGCCAUCUUACCGUCCACUCUCUCCAACGCCCCCCUGGUGUCCUCCAAAAAUCUCCCCAGGCAAUGACAAACACCAGUGACCAAAGCAAGUCCUCCACCUGCUUAUCACCACCCUCGCCAUUUACCACAACCAGCACCCCAGGCUUCAAUUUGCCUGAGAAAAGGCGUCCAUUCCUGCAUUGUCACACGCAGAUACCUCGCAUACAUACAUACGUGCAUUACACAUCAACACUUGCCUGCCCAGAAUACAAUCUCACCUACAUAUGUGCAUACUUCCUACCACUCCUAUACAUCGUACAUAUGUAUACCAGCAAUAAUCUCAAAACCUCACAAUCUGCGCGUGGCUCCUCCUCAGCCUUAGGCCUCCCCCCUUCUCCCAUCGCGAAGAUUCUCCAAAUCUAG
Periconia digitata is the source of this 1050-nucleotide messenger RNA. The record is from the annotation of a GenBank genome assembly. NCBI's taxonomy places the organism in Eukaryota, Fungi, Ascomycota, Dothideomycetes, Pleosporales, Periconiaceae.